CUCAUCCACCAAGACCUCAUCUGAAUCUUUUGUUUGCCCAUUUACGCUGUCGCCAGGAACAAUCCUACACAGUCCUCUUCUAUCCUACGCCACUGCCAAGUCCUUCAAUCACUAUCUCCCCCAACCUCCCUCUACCUUUUCCCCCUCGAAUCUCCUCCCUCCCGCCCGAAGCAAUGGGCAACGACGGCGGCUCCAUCCCCAAGCGUCGCGAACUCGUCAAGUCUCCGCCCCGCAACCCGACAGUGAGCCAGCUGAAAGCAACGGCACUCGAGUCACUCACCCAUGCGUGGACCCACGAUGCCCUCACGUCAGAGCCUCUCACCCUGGAGAGCGUGGUGUCAGACUGGCGGGGGCGGCUCUACAACUACGAGACCGUGCUCGAGAAGCUGAUGCCCAGCGACGACAGCAACAACAACGACGAUGACAACACCACGCCGGCCACGGCCAAUGGUGAAUCGAAGGAGCUUAACUUCGCCUCGACGGGAAUCAAGUCUCUCCGCGAUGUCGUCAAGCUGAAGUUCAAGCGCUACUCGCCGCCCGGCGAGAAGGGCAGGGAGAUCUGGGCAUGCCCGCUGUCUCUAAAGGAGCUGGGCCCCGCCACCAAGGCUGUGUACCUGGUGCCUUGCGGACACGUAUUCGCCGAAGUCAGCAUCAAGACAAUACAGGAAGAGCUAUGCCCCGAGUGCAGCGAGUCGUUCGAGUCGGACAAUGUCAUCGACAUCUUGCCAACCGAGCAGUCCGACAUGGAGAGAUUAAGUAAGCGUAUGGACGGGCUCGUUGCGAGCGGCCUGACUCAUAGUCUGAGAAAAGACAAGAGCCAGGGAAAGAAGAAGCGCAAGGCAGACGACGCAAAGCAGGAGGGCAGAAAAUCCGAGAAGCGCAAGAACGGCGAGGGGCUGGCUAAGCCCUCGAAGGGCGCUAUCGAUAGCCGAGUGAGCGGGAUUAACAACCCGAUGACGGCGUCCCUGACAGCAAAGGUCCUUGCUGAGCAGGACGCGGCAAACAAGCGGCGGAAACUUGCUGCCGAUAGGUAAUUGCUUUUGGGGGCCGGUGAUAUGCUGGCUGAACCUUGCGGGUCAGAUAGGCAGGUUACCAUGGAUUCCAUUAUGUACGAUAGAGAGGUUAGACUUAUUUUCCAAAAGAGAUACCCCGUUUUACCAUAUGUGCAGCAAAAGAAUAUACCCAGGCCAGUUUUGAC
Phialemonium atrogriseum is the source of this 1198-nucleotide messenger RNA. Its product is annotated as Rtf2 RING-finger-domain-containing protein. Gene Ontology annotation, cellular component: nucleus. The transcript has a single exon. The record is from RefSeq and is a predicted model, not a curated record. NCBI's taxonomy places the organism in Eukaryota, Fungi, Ascomycota, Sordariomycetes, Cephalothecales, Cephalothecaceae. Gene Ontology annotation, biological process: site-specific DNA replication termination at RTS1 barrier; mitotic DNA replication termination. The coding region runs from base 174 to 1034 and encodes 286 amino acids.